Messenger RNA from Vitis vinifera (wine grape), 2381 nucleotides. RefSeq names its product microtubule-associated protein TORTIFOLIA1-like. NCBI's taxonomy places the organism in Eukaryota, Viridiplantae, Streptophyta, Magnoliopsida, Vitales, Vitaceae. The coding region runs from base 624 to 2153 and encodes 509 amino acids. Gene Ontology annotation, molecular function: microtubule binding. The record is from RefSeq and is a predicted model, not a curated record. The transcript has 3 exons. Gene Ontology annotation, biological process: unidimensional cell growth; circumnutation; multicellular organism development. Gene Ontology annotation, cellular component: cortical microtubule, transverse to long axis.
UAUGAAAUGAAGAAUGAAGAGGAAAUGACCAGUCACCCACAGGGGCCACAACCCACAGAAUGGACAAAAUUGAAGUGUCCAAUAGCCUACUAUGACCCGUCUAAGUAUGAAUCUGGAUCUAUCUAAUUCGAUGUUUGAGACCCAGAUCUCAAUUUUCAAAAAUUAAACAAUUUUUUUUUUUGAAUUACUACUGUACUGUUAUGGGUCUUGGAGAUCUGAAUGUGGGUGUGACUGCGAAAUGGUAGCCUUGAUUUUCCUUUCGGAUGGUGGGUGACGCCUCGUUCUCUCUUGCCUUUGCUCUCACACUACCUCUCUAUUUCUCUCCUUCCUCUGCAAUCACACUUUAUCUUCUUCUUAGAAGCCUUGCUUCGUACUCUUUCUCUUUCUGUGUCUUAAACAUUUGGGUUAAUCUCAUCAGUCUCUCUCUUUAAUCUGCAAGCGUUCUUACUUUCUCUCGACUCUGCAACCCCAGUUUCUCUCUCACUCUCUCCGCAUUUGGGUUUGCGUCUCCUUCUCUAAUUUGCAAUCUCUCUGUCUACAUUUGGGUUAAUCUGCAUCUCUCCCCCUAAGCAUUUGUGUUACUCGCACAUUCUCUCCCACUCUUAGUAUAUAUCGCCCCAACAAUGGCUUCAGGAGGAACCAAAUCGUCAAAACCUGCAAAACCCCCAAACCCAUCUUCAACUUCUCAGUCUUCGGUCAGAUCAACAUCCUCUUCUGUCUCCACUCACCUCGCGAUGGUGGAGCUCAAGCAGCGCAUUCUGACCUCCCUCUCCAAGCUCUCCGACCGCGACACCCACCAAAUCGCCGUUGACGACCUCCACAAUCUCAUCCAGAAUCUCUCUACUGACUCCGGCGUCUCCAUCCUCCUCAAUUGCCUCUAUGAGGCCUCCUCCGAUCCCAAACCCUUAGUCAAGAAGGAGUCUCUCCGGCUUCUCGCUCUCCUCUGCACCUCCCACCCCGAUUCCACCUCCUCCCACCUUACCAAAAUCAUCUCCCACAUUGUCCGCCGCCUCAAGGACUCUGAUACCGGUGUCCGGGAUGCGUGCCGCGACGCCAUUGGUACUCUGUCUUCCCUGUACUUGAAGGGUGAUGGUGGUGGGGGUGACAAUGGGGGACUUGGGUCUGUAGUUUCGCUCUUUGUGAAGCCUCUGUUUGAGGCAAUGAUUGAGCAGAACAAGGGGGUUCAAUCAGGGGCUGCAAUGUGCUUGGCUAAGAUGGUGGAAUGCGCAUCAGACCCGCCUGUAGGCGCCUUUCAGAAGCUCUGCUCGAGGGUCUGCAAAUUGCUCAACAAUCCGAAUUUCUUAGCAAAGGCUGCACUUUUGCCUGUUGUGGGGAGCUUGUCUCAGGUAGGAGCAAUUGCACCACAAAGCUUGGAAGCAGUGUUGCAAAGCAUUCAUGACUGCCUUGGGAGUCCUGAUUGGGCAACACGCAAGGCUGCAGCUGAUACAUUAAAGUACAUUGAGAUUAGACUUCUUCAGCUGAGGUUCACCAUGUCGGACGAGAUCGCACCCAUUACUCUUACUACUCUUUAUGAGAUGAUGAUGGAUUUGACACGGAGGGUUGAGAGGAUUGAGCUCAUUUUGUCAGGGCAUCCAUCGUCAUCGAGAGGAGCUCCAGGAGUAGCAAUGCCUUCAUUGCCACAUUUGACUUCAUCGAUGUUUGCUACUUUGGGUGCCUCACAUCCACGACCUCGCCCACAUUCAGUGUUCCAGCAGCAUUCCUCAUCCAUUUCGCUGGCUACGCCGACACGACCUCCGCCCCAGUUUCAGGGCCCUCCAGUUAUCACAGUUCCUCAGGAGCGAUUUCCCCCCCAUCGACGAUGUCGGAGACACUUUUCAGGUUUGGGCGCACCCCUGAGCAGAGUUUUUGAGACGUUCCAGGCCAUGGGAUUUUUGGCUCCUCUGGCUCCUAGGGCACUUCCAGAUCCUGUGCCUCCACAGUUUCGACUUGAUUUAUAUUGUAUGUACCAUCAGUCAGUAGGACAUCACACUGAUCGUUGCACUGCUCUACGACAUGCCAUACAGGACAUUGUUGAUUCUGGGACGUUUGGGCAUCCUCAGUCCGAUAUGUUUCCUAUUCCUACUUCAGCUCAGGCCAUGCAUGCAGAUACCCCUUCACCAGCAGUCCCUGAUCUUAUUGAUUUGGGCGAUUGACUCAUGAUUGGCUUACCUUGGUGUGGUGGCACUCAGAUUUUUGUUCCUUCUGUGGCCAGAGAUGUGAUGACCGGACCAGUCACUAUUUUUGUUUUGUUUUGUUUGGUCUUGUUUUACUUUUGACAUUUAGAGACUAUAACUCGAUUCUUGAGUAUUGUCUUUGUUACCCUUCUUUUGCGUGAUGUACUCAUCGGAUUAUCCCAUUGGAUGCAUUUUCCUUUAUGGACA